Molecule: messenger RNA, 880 nt
Organism: Nylanderia fulva
Lineage: Eukaryota; Metazoa; Arthropoda; Insecta; Hymenoptera; Formicidae
Source: RefSeq, a predicted model, not a curated record
CUCGCGUUUUCAAAUCAAGCACCAUGGAUAAAAAGGAAAGAACUGGUAAUAUAACAGAAGAACAAAGAUGUUUGCUCAUCGAAUUUAUGAAAGUUCAUCCAGAAUUAGUAUCGGGAAAGUUUUCUAAAACUUUUACGUACGAUCAUGCAGCAAAGUUAUGGCAAGAAGUGACCGACAUUUUGAAUGCUUGCAACGAUGCCGAGAAAUAUUGGAAAUCAUGGCGUAAGUGUUGGCAAGAUUAUCGUUCUCGCAGUAAAACGAAGCAAGCAGGGAUAAACAUGGAACAACGUAAAACGGGAGGUGGGGCACAGUGCAGUGCAGUUCUUACAUUAGAUGAACAAGAAGUAGUGGAUUUAAUUCCAGCAUCAUUAACUAAGGGUCAUGCAGAUAUUUCGGAAUCAUGUAUGGAUAUGACUUUGGGCGAAGAGAAUGACUUGGCAGUAGAAGCAGAAAAUAUAGAAUUUCUUGAUGAUGACUAUAAUAUCAUUCAAGCUUCAAUAGCUACUUCUGCUAUACAGGCAACUGAGGCAAGUGAGGCAACCAUCAAAACAUCAAAUAUUAAUAACAACGAAAAUACUGAAAAUUACGAUCCAUCUACGUUGACAAAGUCGAAACGGACAUCCUCAAGGCAAAAAGUAAAUGAAGUAAGAGAUUCUACGCGUAUUUUAGCCGAUGUUGCCGAAAAGACAUAUACUAUGAAGAAGAAAUUCUGCGACGACCUUAUACUAUGUAAGAAAAGAACGGCCAAAGCUCAGGAGCGCAUGGCAAGAGCUGCGAAGAAAAGUGUAAAAAAUAAUUGCAACACGAUGUGAUCAUACUCGUAUGUUAAUUGUUUGUGUACUCGUAUGUUAAGUAUUAUAAUCUUUAGUUUUACAUUUCA